Messenger RNA from Clarias gariepinus (North African catfish), 2146 nucleotides. RefSeq names its product kelch repeat and BTB domain-containing protein 13. Lineage: Eukaryota; Metazoa; Chordata; Actinopteri; Siluriformes; Clariidae. The transcript is spliced from 4 exons. Gene Ontology annotation, molecular function: protein binding. The record is from RefSeq and is a predicted model, not a curated record. Bases 148 to 1800 code for a protein of 550 amino acids.
CAAACCAGAGACAGAGUAAGGCAGUCAGGGUUUAUUGAGACAGCAACUCUUGCACUUUAUUAUAGUGUUUUUUCAGUCAGAUUGCUUAAAUGCCACUUUUUUUUAAAGAAUAUUCUAAUAAAUCUGUUGUGGGCCGAGUAUACAAGUAUGAAUGCUCUCUGGGAGACGCUUUUAGCUCUAAUUCUCAGUUUGUUCUCGUGGAUAAAGUACAGUCUCAACUAUAUACAGCGACAUUUUGGGUUCACGAAUAAUUCAUCCUGGGUUAUGAAACGUGUGGAUAGAUUUUCCGCAUGGAAUCAUUCUAAUGUUGAUAAGAUACGGAGAACUCUUGAUGGCAACCAGACGGAUACGUGGAAAACAGACCAGGAAGCUAGGACGUAUCGUUACCAUGGAAAUGGACCCAUGUUUACCAUCCAGACCAGCACACAUCUUUUCUAUGUUGACGUUGAGAGGCUGGCGGAUUGUAGUGAGUACUUCAGGGCUCUGUAUAACUCCUGCAUGAGAGAAAGUGCAGAACAACUUGUGAACCUGUCCCAUGUGCCCUCCAGUGUGUUCCACAACCUCCUGCAGUUCUGCUUCCAGCAAAGAUUCUGCAUUCCCCACAACCUUCUAGAGGAGCAUUUGCGUGUCAGCACAUAUCUGUUGGUCCCUGAUUUCACUCGUUGCCUGCUGCUAAAUCUGUCUGAAAUCCUCACCGAGCAAACGUUCCUAGAUUACCUGCAGCUGGCUGAGGAGCUAGGCAGUGUUGAGCUUCAUGAAACUGUGCUGAUGUACCUGGGCACAAACCUACUAGAGCUUUCUCACUUGAGCAGGAAUCUGGACCGCCACCUACAACACGAGAUCCUUCAGAUUCGGUCAAAGGGCUCACCUCGGCUGUGCUGUCUGAGGAAAGAGAAUCUGAUUUCACGAAACAGUCAGGAAACAGAGUCUGCAAGGAAGCUUUUCAGGCUGGAUGAGGAUGAUGGGACAUGGAGUACUGUUACAGAUUUGCCAUUUGGUGCAGAUAAGUGGUGUUUCACCACAGCAGUACUGUUUAAUUACCUCUACCUCAUUGGAGGGUUCCGGCAACACAUGAAGAGAGGUUACGAGUUCAAGAUGGCCUCCUUCCGUUAUAAUCCUUUAACCAAUAAAUGGGUUUCAACUGCGCCUCUUAUCAAGCACAGGCGCCACUUCAGUGCAGCAGUGUGUGAGGGGCACAUCUACGCUGUAGGGGGCUGGUAUUUGGACUCCCUCGUGACUCCUGACUCCAGCACAGGAGUGUAUACAGCAGUGGAGCAAUAUGACCCAUGGACUGAUUCAUGGGCUUUUGUUUCCUCGUUACCUCUUUCAGACUUCCAGUUUACCCUUUCCCUCUCUCAUGAUUCCCCCCUUACCACCAGCCUAGGGACAAGCCUCUAUGUGGUGGGGAACAUCCAGAGAACUGGAGAGAAACUAGUGCUAUGCUAUGAUACUACACAAGACUGCUGGAGUGAGUUGCUUCCUACGCUCACACGCACUGCUGCGGAUAUGCCCAGCCUUCACUUCCUGGGAUCCACGGACAGGUUGAUUGUCAUUGGUGGCAACAAUGUUGAAACCAUAGUCACGUCAUUCUGUGUGGAGACACGAAAAUGGGGUCAGAUCAGAAGCAUGGAGAAGACAGCUUUAAUCGGUCAAGGCACGGUGUACAAUGAAGAUGUCUACAUGUCGGGAAACCAGGAGGACACAAUCUAUCGGCUAAACAUCCGCUCUCUGUCUCUGUCCACCCUUCCUUCUCUUCCAGUCUGUACUUGCUAUGAGAGCCUUUUCCAUCUUUUCUUCUAAACCGUUUAUUCCUUUCAGGGCCUGUGCCUUUGGUGGAUUUGUAAAUAACUUCAGGAUCUGUCAACCAGUUUUGAGACGCUAUGAGAACACCUACUCGGAGGUCUGUCCAGUAGUCUGGUCUUAACCACCUGUGGCUUAAUAAAAUAAUGUGUUUUCCAAAAGCUUCCAAGAGUGAUUGUGUACACCGGUUAAUAUAGGUACCAGGUUACCUAAAGCCCUAUGUGGCCUUAUAUUACAUAGGCCUAUAUGUCUGAGAACGCACCACACAGCUAAGGAUACAUGGAAUGUAUCCUUAGCAUGCACUUUUUGGGCUCUUCCUCCUGCGCUCUGGAAUGUCAUCCGAUUC